This is a messenger RNA of Paramuricea clavata, 11690 nucleotides long. The record is from the annotation of a GenBank genome assembly. Lineage: Eukaryota; Metazoa; Cnidaria; Anthozoa; Malacalcyonacea; Plexauridae.
UGACGUCACGAGCGAGUGUUUGUCUGAAUUUCGUGUAUCAAUCACAAUGGCUUUCAACUUUUUUCGUGACAAGUUUUGCGUCUUUUGAACAAAAAUCAACUUUAAAAGAGCUAGAAAUGAAUUCGUUGCAAAGAAAAGUUUGCCAAUGUAUGGUUAUUUAAAAGCACGUCCAACAAAACGGUAGGUUAGCAGCUAGAUUUCGUAAAUUUCCACCUAAAGUUUGGUAGAAAUUUUGCAACCAUGUGGCCUUCUUGUUCGUGCUUCUGUGAAGAUUUACAGAAUCCCCAAAUACUAGAACUGCUUUUUUGUUGGGAUUUCAGCACGUUGUUUGCUUCAGAUUUUACACAAACGUUUGCAGACGAACGUUAAUAGAUUAGGGCUGUAGUGUAAUUGAACUCUGCCGCGUUCUUUAUAAAUAAAUCCUGCUUUGUUUAUCCAGGAGAAUUUUCAUUGAAGGCAAAAAUAAAAUGGGAUUUUUAAAAGAUCGAGGCACUCUGACUCUACCGUGCUAUCAAUGGGAGAUCACACAUAUUAGUCAUUAACUUUUUUUCCUUUUUGAACGAAAAUAAUCGUCUAUUAUAAAGACUAUUAAAAAGUUAGGCAUCAGUGCUCGAGUAUUUUUAAAACGUGCCCCGAAAAUAAUUGAUCAUUUGAUGUCACAUAACAACCGUCCUUCACACGUUUUAUUUCAAAGAGACGUCUUCUGCGAAGAGCAGCAUCAGAUCGCACGAAAGAGUGCUUCAAGUUUACCCGUUGAUCCUCAAUCAACUGGUUAUUUAUCCUGGGAAGGCAUAUCGUAUUUCUUCGGUCGCUUGUGGACAAAUGGUUUGUACGGUAGCACAACGUCGCCACCAUCAAACAAAAAGCUUGUCGAAACACAAGGUAUUUUGCACAAGGUUUAUGUACUUUUGUAAUUCACGUGUCUUCAAACAAGUUGGCUUGAAAUUUAUUUGGGUUUCAAUAAGCAUUAUGCAGCAGAAGCUGCUCAACCUGCAAUUUAAUAUCAGAACGAGAAAAUAAUGUGAAUUCUUUUCAUUAUUAUAUAUGUGGUAGUCUUGUAUUUUAUAGAGGCAAAUAAAUACAAUUGAGAGAUAAUUGUCAACAUUUCUGACUGAAAUUGACCACGAUUUGCUAUACGUGCUAAUCUUUGAAGGCAUGGAAGUAUUGGCUUCAAUAUUGCAGGAAAACAAAUCAAGGGUUUAUUGUGUUGUUGACAUGCAUGGCGUCAUUGCCAUGUGUGACUGGGGUCCUAAGGCUAUAUGGGCAGUCACUGAAAAGUAUACACUAAAAUAAUUUGUUGACCAUUUAAUUGGCAAUGUGCCCAAUGCAGCCUACUUUAUUAUUGUACUCUGUCUAAUGCCAGACGAUUUUACUGGUCAAAGGAAGAGUGUUGCCACUCAAUAGUUUAAAGUUCAUGUCGAACUCUAAAGGUAUGUUUACAUGCUGUGACUUGUUGUGUACAAUUUGUAUUCUAGCAUAUGCAAUUCAUAACCACACAUAACUUGGUCAUACAGUAUUUCAAAUUUAUUUCGCCAUAAACUAAAUGGAGAGGAAUUGUGGCGUCAGCAGUAAUUUUCAUACGCCAGAAAUAAGAAUCGUAGACAACAAAUCACAGUGUGUUAACGUACCUUACUGCCCUAUUGCUUUUAAUUUAUUUACAAGAUUGAGGGAUCAUAAUAAAUAGUUUCUUGCUUACAUUAUUGGCUUAUUGUUGUUGCAAAGCAGUUAUUGAUAUUGUAUAUUAAAAUAUUGUAAUGUUAAGGCUUAAUAUCAAUGACACAACUAUGACAUCAAUUUCUGUAGUCUGCUAUUUAGAUAUAAUUCAUAGUUGGACUCUGCUAUAGAAUCUUGGGUUUCCCAGAGAACAUCUGCACCUCCACGGAAAUUGGAAGUUAACCCCCCCCCCCUACCCCCUUUGGAUGCCCUGUAGCACAUUUUACUAUGAUCAGAAGUACAUUCUCCCCCCCCCCUCCGGAUGACAGAAAUUUCCUUUGUAUGUGGUGUGUACUGUAAAUCUUUUCUGGAAUGACCCAACCUCUGGUAUAGACACCUCCCCAUUUUGUGCUAAAAAAACAUAAUUUAAGCUGCAUGAUAGUGCUUACUAAAAAUAGUGGUCUUGUAAUAGCCAAAUUCACAUCAGAGAUAGCAACAGAGAAGUUUUUCGUCUCAACUUUUCUGUGAAGUUAGACAGGAAUCUCGCCUAAAAAGAACUUCAUCAUAAAUUUGCAUUCAGACGAACCGUGUAAAGGGGAAACUGUAUCUAGAAUUAUCAAGAUAAACAUGAGACAUUAUAGGCCUAAAAAUAAUACCUGUGGUUCCGGUUCCUGACCGACCCUAUUUUUUUCUGCCGACCCUAUUAUUUUUUCAAUGCUGUAGACCAUGCGACCCUAUUUUCUCUGAGUGGUUGCGGGCUACUCAUACAGCGUGCCAAAAUGGCAUCUGUUGUCAGACUAUUUAUUGAACCAAAUUGCCUAAAUUCGUCCAUAGGAAAUACACAUCUCUAGUUAAUAUUGAUGUCGGGACUCUACUGUAAAUCGCCCAGCAAAAAAAAAAACGCAAAAACCAUGAAAAAAUAUUUUUAAAAAAUUUAUUUCUUACCUACUGACCCUAAUUUUUCACGAUAUGAAACAGGAACCACAGGUAUUUUUUUUAGGCCUUAUGUAUAAAACCUACAUAAAAUUUAUAUUCAGACAGGUUUUAAUAGGCGAGUUUCCCAUCCAAGAUGAGUUUUCCAUCUCGAAUGUGAAUUUGGCUAAUCUUCAAUUUUCAUUAUAGUUGAUUCAGACUUGAUCAAAGAACAGAAAAGGAAGGAUCUUCUGGGUCUUCUUGGAGCAAUGGAGAACACUAUGGAAUAUACAGUUAGUGUAUAUUAUAUAGUAGCAUUUUCAUCUCUAUGCCCACUCUGGGUUCAAAUUCUCAACUUUGCCACAGAAUGCUUCCAUUUUGGCUCUAUCAAACGCCACAUAUUUUCUCAGGGCACUCCGACUUCCUCUACCUUAAAGCCUGCCGCACACAAGAAAAACUUGUGUGAAGAAACUAUGGGUUCUCAUUGGCUAGUUAAUUCAAGCAGCUCAGCACUUAAGCUCGCAACAUCCACAGGUGGUGAGAUUUUUCCUUGCAAGGUGAAAAAUGUCAUGAAACACAAUUGAUAUUUUCCUCAAAGCCUCAAGAGGUUUAGUAAAUCAUCACAAAAACUAUCUGCACACGAGCGAAACAUGCCCACUGCUACCCGCCAUGCGAGGCAGUUAGCUGAGCAAGUUUCUCUCAUGUGCAACAGGCUUAUUUUAACACAAAUUUGUUCAAAAGCAUUCGUAGUUUUAGUUCUCAUCUAGUCUCUUUCUUGUCAUUUGAAACUUCCAGGUGACGGCGUACGACACUCUGCCAAAAAUUGCUUUGAAGUUUGAUGCAACUCCGUCUCAAUUGAGCAGAUUGAACAAACUGGCAAUAAGAACGCUGUAUCCCGGUCAGGUAAUAAGCCUUUUAAUAUUACAAGCAUCAAUGUUAUUCUUACAUUUACUGAUGAGAUGGUUUGUAAGCUCAGUGGACAUGUCAUUAUUUCUCAGUUUAAUUUCAAAUGUGGGGGUCAAUGUAGAUAUUAGGCAGCUAAAGCAAACAAUGUCAAUGUUUUUGUCAAAACGGAUCUCAGAUUGCCGAGGGGGGGACAGGAGUAAAAACUGUGUAUCAGUUUGUGGUAAUCUUCAACAAAUAUGACAAGACAUACGAUUUUUAAAGGUUUUUGCUUUCUUACAAUAUGAUUGUAAAAUGUUGCCAAAAUUAGUUAUACCAAAUUUCAGGUAACAAAUAUGUUCACUGUUUUGCACUUAAUAUUGCUGGUUUGAAACAUAAUUAUACUAACCUAAUUAUUGUAAAAACAUUACAAUAAGAAUAUUUCUGUAAGAAAUUCUAGCUUAAAUAAGUACCUGCUUACAAAGUGGCACCUGUUUUAUGUAUGAAUAAUUAAUAUCCUUAAAAAGUCUGCCAUCACGCUAUAUAUAAUAACAAAUACAAUACUUUUGUAGAACAUUAUGAAACGACAUUGUAUAUACAUAAGUACUGAAUAUAUGGGCUUAUAAUGGCUAUAAUAAGCAACCUGGAAUUUUAAUACCACAUUGUUUGUUGUAAUGACACGGGGCUUGCACAAUGUCAGAAGAAAAGUCGGUUAAAAAGAAGUAUGGCUUUGAUUACAUCUAUUCCUGUUUGACGUUGGGCGAAUGCUUCAAUGUAAAUAAUUUUACAUUUUAUAACAAAUGCUUUACUCUUAUGGUUCGAGACUAUAGAGAUACGUAACUAUAGUUUUAAUUACCGGUAUUAUAUGUUUAUCAGCAUAUGUAAAUUUAGUGAAAAAUUGGUGUACAGCAGGCAAGACUGCAUUUGCAAUACUGUGUAAACACAUGCCCGUUGUGUUGUGUUGUUUCCGCACAAGAAGCAAUUUAUCUACUAAGUUAUUAUUUGUGAAUUUUACAAGGUUUGUAGUAUUCUGGUAAAUUAUAUAGAAUUUGUUUCAAGUUUAAGUUGAAUAAAUAAGCAAAUUUUGGCUAUGUCUAAAAGUUUUGUGACUGUAGCUUUAAUAUUCAUGCAAAAGCUACUCCAAGGCCUGUUUUUCACUUCAACUGUGUAUGUGUGAAACCUUUCUUUGUUUCUUGAGUACUAGGGUCCAUUUAACGAAUGAUUUUGACACAAAAUGUUUUAAAACAUUUUGUAGUAUAUGUAUAUGCAAAACAGCUUGUCAAUUAAAUGAAUAGCUUCUUAAUGGCAUGAGCAAUAAAGUAUCAGAUGCAGUUUAAUGGGUAUGAGAAAUGGUCAAAAUGAACCCAUUGAGUGGCAGCACUCUCGCCUUGAUGAGUAAAAUUGUCUGGCAUUAGACAGAGUAAAAUAAUAAGAUAGGAAGCAAAGGGUUAACAUAUUAAACUGGGAAACUCCACAAUGGCCCAAUAUUUGUUGUUUUCCUGUAACUCCAAAUUUUCUACUCCAUUUACUGAACCUAUUUACCCUCAUCUCAAUAUUUUACAUUUUCAGGUGCUGCGAGUACCAUGUUCCAAACCCGCAGAACCUUGUGCAGAAUGUUCUGAGGCUGCUAAAGUACAGACUGGUGCUCCUCAGGUAGAUAUGCUUUGCUAUUCAACUGAUAGAGCUAUCCAAUAUAAAUAAAGUUGGUUUAGUUUAGGUUUCCUCCUGUAGUAACACUGGAUCAAUAAGAGAUGAUCCUUACUGGACCUCUAGAUAGGAAGAACAGUUUAGAACUGAUAGAGCUAUCCAGUAUAAAUAAAGUUAGUUUAGUUUAGGUUUCCUUCUGUAGUAACACUGGGUCAAUAAAAGAUGAUCCUUACUGGACCUCUAGGAAGAACAGUUUAGAACUGGUAGAGCUAUAUCUAGUAUAAAUAAAGUUAGUUUAGUUUAGGUUUCCUCCUGUAGUAACACUGCAUGGAUCAAUAAGAGAUGAUUCUUACUGCACCUCUAGGAAGAACAGUUUAGAACUGAUAGAGCUAUCCAGUAUAAAUAAAGUUAGUUUAGUUUAGGUUUCCACUUGUAGUAACACUGGAUCAAUAAGAGAUAAUCCUUACUGGACCUCUAGGAAGAACAGUUUAGAACUGAUAGAGCUAUCCAGUAUAAAUAAAGUUAGUUUAGUUUAGGUUUCCACUUGUAGUAACACUGGAUCAAUAAGAGAUGAUCCUUACUGGACCUCUAGGAAGAACAGUUUAGAACUGAUAGAGCUAUCCAGUAUAAAUAAAGUUAGUUUAGUUUAGGUUUCCUCCCGUAGUAACACUGGAUCAAUAAGAGAUGAUCCUUACCGGACCUCUAGGAAGAACAGUUUAGAACUGAUAGAGCUAUCCAGUAUAAAUAAAGUUAGUUUAGUUUAGGUUUCCUCCUGUAGUAACACUGGAUCAAUAAGAGAUGAUCCUUACCGGACCUCUAGGAAGAACAGUUUAGAACUGAUAGAACUAUCCAGUAUAAAUAAAGUUAGUUUAGUUUAGAUUUCCUCCUGUAGUAACACUGGAUCAAUAAGAGAUGACUCUUACUGGACCUCUAGGAAGAACAGUUUAGAACUGUUAGAGCUAUCCAGUAUAAAUAAAGUUAGUUUAGUUUAGGUUUCCACUUGUAGUAACACUGGAUCAAUAAGAGAUGAUCCUUACUGGACCUCUCCCAGAAUAGAUAGUCGUGUUUUUAUUGGAAAUUGGCCCAAUUGGCAUUCCAACAGAAAUAUAAAUCCAAAUUCUAAUUGGCAUUCCAAAUGUUAAAUUUUAUUUGCAGUCCAUGACAAUGGAUCAGCGCGGUGAUGAGAUGGGUAAAAUUCCUGUUGCCAAGAGAGUUUCAUUUGACGAUAUUGAUGAGGAUGUAUUGGAAACUUUUAUAAAAGUUAAGUCAAAAUACAUCACAGACGGGCAGGUGAGAUGGAUAAUAAAAAUCUUGUUUUAAACUCCUCACAUUUUGUAAAUUUUAAAUAAAAAUACAUGACUGAUAGAUGUGAUAUGAGGACAUAGACCUUCGUUAAUCUGAUAGAGGUCCCAAUUUGAGAAGGUGCUAAAAAUUUAACUUGGGAGGUUUUAUUCGAGUUAAUGUAGGACCGUGAAAUGCAGAUAUAAACUCAGCUAGGUCCUGAUAAAAACACCAGAAAACUGUAGAUGCACAGCAGGGCUUGAAUUUUAUCGCGGCAAUUGCCGUAGAGGGAAAACAAAAUGCCGUGGAUCAUUGCGGCGACGACGGCAAUUUUUUGCCGUACUGAGUGCAAUUUUUAUACUAUUCACUGUGCAUUACUACUUUGAUACAGUACUUGAAUUCAGAUGUUGAUCAAAUCAUGCGUAAAUCACUAUUUUAGUCUCAGUUUUCUUUGAAAAAAAAAAACACUAAAGAAAUACGUAGACAUGUUUCUAGCUUGUCAACAAUCCAAAGUAACAAUAAAUUACAAAUUAUUACAGUAAUUUGAAAAAUGCUGUGGAAACUGUCAAAAUUGCCGUGGACAGCUGUUACGUUCUACGGCAAUUUUUAAUGCCAUUGCCGUCGACUGAUUUCAGGGAAAUUCGAGGCCUGAUGGAGAGGGGUUCAACUGCCUGAAAAACACAAGUAAAACUUGGACAUUUCGAGCGAAUGCCCUUCAUUGGGAAGUUAGCAAAAUGCAGUACUGUAUCUACUGUUCGUAAAGAUUCUGCAAAAUCUCUCAGCAGAAGCUCUGUCCUAACAACUUAAGCCCUGGGCAAACUAGGAAACAUUGUUGCGGAAACAUUGUUUCCUGCCAAUGUUUCGCCAUGUUUCCCAGAGUGGGCAAACACUAGGAAACAUUAGUGAGAAACAUAGGGAAACAUAUGUUUCUGAAUUUGCUAGGAAACAUUUUGCUUCUUGGGAAGCAAAUUUUGUUUCCGCAACAAUGCUUCCACGGGUGGGCAAACAUGGAAACAUUUGAGGAAACAUCACGAAUCGCAAAUGUUUCCGCAACAAUGUUUCCUAGUUUGCCCAGGGCUUUAACACCUUCUCAGAAUACCAUGUUUGUUUCUAGGGUGUGGUCAAAGGUUUUCUCUUGAUCACUCCACAUGCCAUGAUAUUUCAUCCUGAUGUCUCUGAGAUCUUGGUUGUUGAUCGAGGCAGUGAAUAUUACAAAGUUCAUUUUAAGAUGAAGAGUGUUUGUUCUGCUGGCAUGUUUGAUGAUAUUGCUUCAAUGGUCGUUCAUGAGGCACUGCCGCCUGGACAGUGAGUAACCUAACUAGCUGAACAUAACCUAAACACACUUUACUGGAUAAGCUCUAUCUGUUCUAAACUGUUCUCCUUAGAGGACCGGACUAAGAGUCAUCUCGUAUUGAUCCAGUGUUACUACAGGAGGAAACCUAAACUAAACUAACUUUAUUUAUACUGGAUAGCUCUAUCUGUUCUAAACUGUUCUUCCUAGAAGUCUAGUAAGGAUCAUCUCUUAUUGAUCCAGUGUUACUACAGGAGGAAACCUAAACUAAACUAACUUUAUUUAUACUGGAUAUAGCUCUAUCUGUUCUAAACUGUUCUUCCUAGAGGUCCAGUAAGGAUAAUCUCUUAUUGAUCCAGUGUUACUACAGGAGGAAAGCUAAACUAAAAUAACUUUAUUUAUACUGGAUAACUCUAUCUGUUCUAAACUGUUCUUCCUAGAGGUCCAGUAAGGAUCAUCUCUUAUUGAUCCAGUGUUACUACAGGAGGAAACCUAAACUAAACUAACUUUAUUUAUACUGGAUAGCUCUAUCUGUUCUAAACUGUUCUUCCUAGAGGUCUAGUACGUUUGUUUUGUUUUUUGUUUAACGUUUGACUGUUUGUCCUUAUAGCUUUUUUCUAGACAAACCCCUCAUGCAAUGGCUGGGUGAUCCAAGUACAAAACCACUGGAGGAAAUAAAAGAGGAAGAUAGUAGCAGCACUUUGCAUCUUUCAACGGAUCCAUCAAUAUCCCAAGAACAAUCCAUGGAAUCUCUCAGUGAGACUACGGAAAGUCUUCAAGAGAGGGCACCUGCAUGUACGCUUGAUACUGUAGCUAUGGAUAUUCCUAGUGGGAAUUUGAAAGAAACAGAUACACUGCAGACCUCAGCACAAGGAAGUAGCUUAGCAGUGGAUACUACAAAUGGUGUCUUAAAAGAUAUAUCACAAGCAGGGGAACAAGACUUAGAAAACAAGGAAUUACAGAGUUCGGCAGAAGAAAUAAACGUAGAGCAUGAUUUACAAGAUAAAUCUGUUGCAUCGAGCAAUGAGAUAGAUUUAAGUUUAACAACUGACUCCCUAGAACAAGAUUUAGAAAAUUCAGAACACAAAAGUUUAAAUGAAAUGUCUAUAGAGCCUGAAAGUGCAACGGAAAAUUCUGUUGAAAUGUGCUCUGAUCAGGCUGAGAAAAAUUCAGUAGAGACUUCGAAUGAUCCUAUAUCGUCUGAGGUAAUUUGCAAUGAUGAUGUUAUUUUAUCAUCAAGCCAGUGCUCAUGUUUAACAGACAAUGUUGCCAUUCCUGACGAGAAUGAGCAAUUGACCAACACCGAUCCUUCCCUGCAAAUGUACAGUACGCCAAAAUUGGCACCGUAUCAGGAUGUUGGGGGUGAACAUGUGAUAGAAAUGGAUAAGGACGAUUAUAGAGAAGGGAUUAGUAGGGAUAGUGGUAUACACGAGAGUGAAGAUGAUGUACACGAGGACACCGAUGAUCAGAGUUGGAUUGAUCGGCAUGAUGGUGGUGAGUUUCGCGCUCAACGUUUCUUGGUCAAAUUCUAUUUUCUCGUGCUCAAGUUUUGUUUUUGCGUGCUCAAGUUUUGUUUUUGCGUGCUCAAGUUUUAUUUUUGCGUGCUAAAGUUCUCUUUGCGUGCUCAAAUUUUCUUUUUGCUUGUUCGAGUUUGUUGUAGCGUGUGCAAAUUUAGCUCAUUCGUGUUCAGGCUUUCUAAAUACGUGUUGAUAACGUUAAAACAACGUUUUUAUUUAGCAUUGUCAGGGAAGAACAUUGUACCAAGACCAUCCGCACAUUAUGAAGACAUGCCGAAAUAUUUGUGCGUGAGAAUCAAGAAAUCGUGUUGGCGCGAAUAUCGACCUACGUGUUGUCGUUAUGCACACGAAGCUAUUCAACAAGCUACUGACGAGAGAAGAGAAUUUUGGUUUUCCAUUCCUAGUGAUAGGUACGAUUUGAACUAAACUAACUUUAUACUGGAUAGCCCUAUCAGCUCUAAACUGCUCUUUCUAGCGAUCCGGAGGAAACCAAAAUUAAACUAACUUUAUUUAUACUGAAUAGCUUUAUCAGUUUUAAAAUGGGUCCAGUAAGGGUAAUCUCUCAUUGAUCCAGUGUUACUACAGGAGGAAACCUAAGCUGACUUUAUUUAUACUGGAUAACUAUCAGUUCUAGCCAUUUCUUAUUGGUCCAGUGUUACUACAGAAGGAAUUUGGAGUAGAGUCAAACUGGAAGCACUCUGAGGUGAAAUUAUAAUGAGACAACUGCAUAUUGCCAGAAAUCAAACCCCAGUCACCGAGACGAAAGAUGCAUGUACUGAUCAUUGUGUGUUUUAUCCAGGUUGUUGGAAGUUUAUGGUUUCUUUCUCGAGUGGUGUCCGGCAAUUCACGAGGGUGACACGGAUGAUGACGACAAAUCUGAAGACGAAUUCGUAGAUUCACUGGAUAGUGACUACAGUGUGAUUACGAUGCCGAAAGAAAAUGAAGAGGUAGAGCAAAGUUUGUUUUCUUAAAAAUGUAGACUUCGGGUAGUUAGAUUCCCCAAUUAAUUUCUUGAAUAUUGUUAAAGUCUGGCGGCAUAGUCGUUAGUGUAUGUGCUUCUCCCGUUGUAACAAACCUGCAGCAGACUUGUAGCAAUGCUGUUCCAACAACUUGUCAACAGGAUGUGUUCGCACUGCUUGUUCCCAGCUUGUUGACAACUUGCUGCAAGGUUGAGCUCAACAGACUUGUUACAAGUUGUUCCAACAACUUGUUAUCGUCCUGCAAUUCAACAAUUUGUCAACAAGUUGUGAGUGACAACCUUGUAGCAACUUGAUAAAAUAACAGCAUUGUUACAACUUGUUGACAAGCUUGCUACAAGCCUGUUGCGAACACAUCUUGUUGACAAGCUUGCUACAAGCCUGUUGCGAACACAUCUUGUUGACAAGUUGUGAGAUUUUUAUGUGUGUAUAUGCUAAUGACAUUUAUAUUUCCUUUUCAGUCAUUUGAACUUGUCGAUAAUUUCUUCUCUAGCAGUCCUGGGAAAGAGGUAAGUCAGGCAAGGACAAUGAGGUGACGAGAAAGCGGAGAGAGUAGUCUAUACCAUCAGACUACCUCACGCACGAACGAAACACAAAUUUCACGCAUCUUUUUUAGAACGUGCAGAAUAAUCGUCGUGAUAGAAAGAGAAGUCGCGGUCGUGAGAAAAAGAAGAAAAAGAAAUCUGAAGCAAAAGAACCGGAACGAAGAACCACGUUAGUAGGAUACGUUCUAGCAGACGUUCAACCACAGAAUGUCGAAAAAAAGUGUAACCGCUACCACGCCACAGAAUAAGAAGCUAUAGCAGAAGCGUAACUCUAGUCGUUUCCCUUAUUGUUUUACGUCCACGAAAAUUUUAACUCGCUCACGCCAUUCUGGCUAGUACAACAGGAAGUUUUUAUCAGGUUUUGCUAGGUACAAAGUGCCGGUUGUACUAGCCAGGAUGGCGUGAUUGAUGACGAAUCGCUUGUAAAAACGCGGACAAAUACUUGCUCGAGUUACGCUUCUGCUAUACCUUCCUAUUCUGUGGCCACGCCAUGAUUCGUCAUCAAAAUGCUGACGCCAUGGUCGUAGCCAAUGCGCUUAUAAGAGGCAUUCCCCCUGGGCGUCCGCCAUUUUGAAUAUUAUCAGGGGGUGAAUGCCUCUCACAAGUGCACUGGCUAAGACCAGACCAUGGCGUCAGCAUUUUGAUUACGGUUACGCCAAAAUGACAGGAAAAACCAAGAAGUCGAGCUUCGGUAUAGUCUCUAUUCUGUGGUUCAACUCCGCUUUCUACUUUGUUUUUACUUUGUUAAGCAAAUUCCGGUUGCGUCUCCUAAGAGAUAUCGCAGGAGAAGUAAAGUAGAUUCAAUGAUAUGUAGUAAUUAUCCUUACUAAAAUUUAGCUGUUAUAUUUCAGUUCUUGGAGCGUGUGUUCGAUGGAAGAACCUAUAAUGCCUGAGGUCGUUGGCAAAUCAGAAAUUCUGACAGACGCGCAUAUUUUAGAGGUAUGUUGAAUGAUUCCUGCAAUAUCCAGUUGGUUGUCUGAUAAUA